Messenger RNA from Talaromyces amestolkiae, 1761 nucleotides. RefSeq lists its product as uncharacterized. Lineage: Eukaryota; Fungi; Ascomycota; Eurotiomycetes; Eurotiales; Trichocomaceae. Gene Ontology annotation, biological process: oligosaccharide catabolic process. The transcript has a single exon. The record is from RefSeq and is a predicted model, not a curated record. Bases 1 to 1761 code for a protein of 586 amino acids. Gene Ontology annotation, molecular function: alpha-amylase activity.
AUGGCAGCACAAAAUUCAGAGAGACAACCAUGGAAAGAAGCAGUCGUCUAUCAAAUCUACCCAGCCAGCUUCAAAGAUACAAACGGCGAUGGCUGGGGUGAUCUACCCGGUAUCAUCAGUAAACUCGACUAUAUCAAAUCCGUCGGGGCGGACACGAUCUGGCUAUCACCAAUCUACGCCUCUCCUCAAGAUGACAUGGGAUAUGAUAUAUCCGAUUAUAGAUCUAUACAUGCGCCAUAUGGUACACUAGAAGAUGUCGAUCACCUCAUAGCUGAGCUACGUGAUCGUGACAUGAAGCUGUGGAUGGAUCUAGUCGUCAACCAUACCUCAGACGAACAUGCAUGGUUUAAAGAGUCGCGCCGAUCUUACGACAGCCCGAAAAGAGAUUGGUAUUUUUGGAGGGACCCCAAGUACGAUAAAAAAGGAGUCAGGAAGCCCCCAAAUAAUUGGAAGGGGAUGUUCGGUGGCAGUGCGUGGACUUUCGACGAGGCUACGGGCCAAUAUUAUCUUUCUCUUUUUCUACCUAGUCAGCCGGAUCUGAACUGGACGAACAGUGAGCUACGACAAGCUGUACACGAUGACAUCCGUUUUUGGCUUGACCGUGGUGUGGAUGGAUUUCGCAUAGAUUCAAUGAACCUGAUGUCCAAACAUCCAGAUCUUCCAGACGGUGAAAUCACUUGCCCUGACGAGGAAUAUCAAUCCGGAGACAAAUGGUUCGCCUCAGGACCUCGAAUGCACGAGUAUCUACAAGAAAUUCGCACAAAGGUAUUCGAUGCAUACGACGCAGUCACAGUCGGAGAGUUGGGUUUUACAAAGGACGAAGAAUCGGUUUCUAAAUACGUCGCCAAAUCUCGACACGAAAUAAAUAUGCUCUUUACUGGAGAUAUCAUUGACAUGGACUUUGGGCCGAAUGGAAAGUACACGCCCGGUGGUGGAUUCCAUCCACGACAGCUUCGUAUGCUCACUGAGAAAUGGCAAACUGCCAUGCCUCGGUUCGAUGGAUGGAAUACGCUCUACCUUGACAACCACGACAGCGGUCGGUCAGUUAGCCGUUAUGGCUCUGAUGACCCUCGUUAUCGUAUCUAUGCGGCAAAAAUGCUUGCCACGUAUCUUACUACACUCAGUGGAACGCUCUUUCUCCUUGCAGGACAGGAGAUCGGUAUGGCGAAUUUGCCCAAGGACAUGGGUAUCGAACAGUACAUUGACGUCGAAGGUCGGAACUUUUACAACCAAAUACUUCAAUCUCGAGGUGGUGACCACAGCAAAAUGGCAGAUGUUAUGUAUGAACUCCAGCUUAAGGCAAGAGACCAUGGACGAUUGCCGAUGCAAUGGAAUGCUGGGCCAAAUGCCGGAUUCACAGUUCCAGAGGCUCGUCCCYGGAUGACUGUCAAUCCGGAUUACACGUUGGGAUGGAACGUUGAGGCACAACAAGAUGAUUCAAAUAGUGUUCUUUCGUUCUGGAGAGAGUCCUUAGAUUUUCGAAAAAAAUUCGCCGACGUCUUCAUUUAUGGCUCUUUUGAGAUGUUGCUCGAAUCUGCUACCCACGAGAAAGUGGUCGCGUACAAGAGAAAGGAUUAUGGCUCUGAUAAAGAAGCCUUGGUGUUGCUGAAUUUUUCAGAUGAAAAUAGUACAAUCACGAUUCCUUGGCUUUCAGGGUGGACGGUUUUGCGAGGUAACUACUCGACUCCUCCAAGUUUUAGUGAGAUGAUUGUACUGCGGCCUUAUGAAGCUAUUGUUUCCUGUUUGGGAUUCCCUGUCUGA